Messenger RNA from Homalodisca vitripennis (glassy-winged sharpshooter), 1167 nucleotides. Its product is annotated as methyl-CpG-binding domain protein 2-like. Gene Ontology annotation, molecular function: DNA binding. Lineage: Eukaryota; Metazoa; Arthropoda; Insecta; Hemiptera; Cicadellidae. The record is from RefSeq and is a predicted model, not a curated record.
UUUUUUUUACUGUCUGGUCUGUACUAGACUGUAAACAAAACAUAGUUUGGGAAAUGAAUAGACAGAGUUGAAGUGAAAUAGCGUGUUAGAGUCUUAGUGAUAGUGAAUAAUUAUAACAAAUUCAUGUAACACCAAAUUAUUUUGAUGUAUAUACUAUAGUAUUAUAGUCCAGGCCUAAAUAUUUUCGAAUUUCAAUAACUCACAUUGUGACUCUAGGGAUUGUUUUGUCAAAUUCUACUGUACCUUUACCUCAGUGUAAACACUGUAAACAUGUCUGUUGAAAGAAAACGAUUUGAUUGUUCAGCUUUACCUAAAGGAUGGCAAAGAGAAGAAGUGAUGAGGAAAAACGGUCUUUCUGCAGGAAAAGUCGACGUUUAUUAUUACAGCCCGGACGGAAGGAAGGUGCGCAGCAAGCCUCAACUCGCUCGAUGUUUGGGAGACGUCAUAGACUAUGGGUCGUUUGACUUCCGCAGCGGCAAGGUCAAUAACCUACUUCUGCGGAAGCAGAGAAAACAAAGGUCUUCUCAAGUAGAAUACAGCCGAGGUGUUAGGACAGAUGCUUCCCUGGUGCCACCGAUUCGCCAGACUGCAUCUAUCUUCAAACAGCCGGUAACAGUGUACAAGACACAGGAAGGGAAAGUAAAGACUGAUUUCAAGCAUGGUCCACAAGAGAAACCCAAGCAGUUGUUCUGGGAGAAGCGGCUGGAGGGGUUACGAGCGUGUGACACGGACGGUCACGAGCUGAGGGCCAUGGAGUUGCCGAGGGGACUGAAAGCAGUGGGUCCCCACGUGAACGAGGAGACACUGCUGCAGUCCGUGGCCACGGCACUCCACGUGUCCAGUCAGCCCAUCACCGGCCAGACGGGCUCGAGAACCUCCCUCGACAAGAACCCCGGGGUCUACAUCAACCCUGACCAACCCCUCGUGCAGGCUCUGUCUGUAGGAGACGAAGACAUCAAGAGACAAGAGGACAGGGUUCACUCAGCCAGACUGAAGUUACAGGAGGCCAUCAAGGGGAUGCUGGCGUAGUGCUUGGUUUGGGGUCUUCCCUCUAGGGGUACAGCCGACUGGGGUACAGAAUAUAUCUUGAGAUUCAACCACUCCAAACUCUACCAUGAGUCAAUUUUGAUAUGGAAUUUGUGAGUCUACUUCAAAUGUAUUGAAAAA